Messenger RNA from Lactuca virosa, 1277 nucleotides. NCBI's taxonomy places the organism in Eukaryota, Viridiplantae, Streptophyta, Magnoliopsida, Asterales, Asteraceae. The record is from the annotation of a GenBank genome assembly.
CUGUAAUAGAAACGAAGACCUAGAAUUAUUCCGCCAGCACUUGGAACAUCUCCCCCGUAUUCAUUUCAGAAAGGGUAUGGAAGUUUCUCCAUUGCUGUCGAUGAAGGCAGAUACGAAUAUACAACCAUAGAAGAAUUUUGAACUGAAGAGAAACUUAUGUUGAUUAAUAUCCGAUGUAGAACUCAGAGAAUGAAGAAACGAAACAUUGGGGGUUGAAGACGGGAAAUUUUCGAAAUGUUGUCUUUGAAGAUGUUAGUGAAAACUGAAGUGGUUGUAAGGAAUAACUCGAAAUACUUUAAGACUGGAGACACAAUCAGGUUUUUUUUGGUGGAUGAAAACACAGACAGAUGAACAGAAACACACAUAACAGAGAUCGACAACAACACACACUCAUACAUAAUACAUAUACGGAUAACAGGUGGAGAAGAAGAACUAGUCCAGACGAUGCUGUUACGCCUUUUCAGAUUUUGGGUGGUGAAGCUCAGAUAGUUCAGAUUAUGUUGAAGCCAGAAGACAAGGUGAGUGCAAAACCAGGCUGCAUGUGCUAUAUGUCUGGCUCCAUUCAAAUGGAAAAUGUUUAUGCCCCAGAGAAUGAAGCAGGAAUGUGGCAAUGGGUUUUUGGAAAGAAUGCAACUAAAACAAUCUUUGUAAACAGUGGGUCAACCGAUGGAUUUGUUGCCAUGGCUGCACCUUCUCUAGGAAGAAUUCUCCCAAUUGACUUGGCAAGAUUCGGUGGUGAGAUACUAUGCCAGCCAGAUGCAUUUCUUUGCUCCAUUGGUGAUGUGAAAGUCAGUAGCAACACAUUUGAUCAGAGGGGACCUAAUCGUAAUGUUGUUGAGAGAUUGUUGAGACAAAAAGUAUCUGGGCAAGGCCUGGCAUUCAUGGUUGGGGGUGGAUCUGUUGUGCAGAAAAAUCUUGAGGUUGGUGAGAUACUUUCAGUGGACAUUUGUAGCAUUAUUGCUCUGUCAACAACGGUGGAUGUACAAAUCAAAUAUAAUGGUCCAAUGAGAAGGGUGGUGUUUGGGCAGGGGGAGAAUCAGAAUAUGGUGACAGCAAUGAUGAGAGGACCAGGAAUUGUGUUUAUCCAGAGUAUGCCCUUCCCUCGCCUUUCUCAAAGCAUUGCUAGGGUGGUUACAUCUCCAAACAUGAGGUUGAGGGACAAUCCAAGGUUGUUGAUGCAGAUACUCGUCUUUUCCUUUCUUGCUUAUCUUGUGCUCGUGCUAUAUACAGACUUCUGAAUUCUGAUAUUUGCAACAAAACAAAUACACUGUGUGAGC